AGACAAGGAUUAGAAGGUUGAUUUUAUGUUUGAUUAUGUUAAAAUUCAAAUAACUGGACACCUAAAUAUUGAAGGAAGAGCUAUCAGACAACUAAGAAAUUUGAUUAUCCUUGGUAUUUGUAGGGCAAGUUGUGUCUUGGUAAGCAGAGACAUAUAUCCCAAACUCCUCCAACCUUGUUAUUCAUUCUGUAUUUGUAGGACAUCACCAUGUGCUAGUGACUUAUUAUUUCAUUUUCAGUGUUCAAGAAACCUUCUAUAUAAACAUAGGGAAUUUGACAUAAAUCAACACAAGGCUUACUAUCAAACCUUCAUUUCUUUCAUCAAGCAUCGUCUAGUCCUUUCCCUCUUGACAUCCAUACUAAGAAUACCAACUUAGAAACAUGGGUAUCCGCAUGCCUCGUAUUCCUCAUGUCAAGAAAAUCUUUCAGGGGUCUUCUUUCGCAACUACAGCAGUUUCAGACGUCCCAAAGGGCUGUUUGGCAGUUUAUGUUGGGGAGAGCCAAAGAAAAAGAUUUGUUGUUCCAAUUUCAUUCUUGGCUGAGCCUGCCUUCCAGGACUUGCUAUGUCAAGCUGAGGAAGAAUUCGGUUUUGAUCAUCCAGAGGGGGGUCUUACAAUUCCCUGCAGAGAAGAUGUAUUUACAGAUCUCGCCUCAAGCUUGAGAAGAAAAUCAUAGAGAAGAACAUGAUCAGUAUAAGUAGUUUAGAAAUUUUUUGUAAGGUAGUAGGAGAUAACUUAGAAUAGGUUGGACCAAAGACAUAAUUAUGCAAAUACUUUCUUCUGGUAUCUCAUGGAAUCAUUUUCAAUGAGGAAGAUCAUUACUUAAAAUUUUGUAAAUUAUUAAACUAUAUACAUCCCGAUAAUAUUUUUAUGAUCUAA
Daucus carota subsp. sativus is the source of this 877-nucleotide messenger RNA. RefSeq names its product auxin-responsive protein SAUR20-like. The record is from RefSeq and is a predicted model, not a curated record. Bases 381 to 674 code for a protein of 97 amino acids. Gene Ontology annotation, biological process: response to auxin. The transcript has a single exon. NCBI's taxonomy places the organism in Eukaryota, Viridiplantae, Streptophyta, Magnoliopsida, Apiales, Apiaceae.